Messenger RNA from Camellia sinensis, 1401 nucleotides. Its product is annotated as GDSL-like lipase/acylhydrolase superfamily protein. Gene Ontology annotation, biological process: lipid metabolic process. Gene Ontology annotation, molecular function: lipase activity. The record is from RefSeq and is a predicted model, not a curated record. Lineage: Eukaryota; Viridiplantae; Streptophyta; Magnoliopsida; Ericales; Theaceae.
ACAAUCCCAAUAUCCCCUCUUUCUCUCUCUCUCUCUCUCACUGAACAAGCAAAUUUAGUUCACAGUUGAUCAACAGAAAAAAAUCAUGGGCAUUUCAAAAAAUGUCUUGGGCUUCUUUAUUGUUCUAGUAGGGAUGGUCUUCUGUGUGGGGGUGAAUGGGCAGCCUCUAGUACCAGCAUUGUUCAUAUUUGGGGACUCAGUGAAUGAUGCAGGGAAUAACAACCACGUUUCCACCAUUGUCAAAGCUAACUUCCCUCCUUAUGGCAGAGACUUCCUCCGUCGUCACAGAGCUACCGGAAGGUUCUGCAAUGGCAGGCUUGCUGUUGAUUUCACUGCUGAGAACAUAGGUUUCACUUCAUACCCACCAGCUUAUCUUAGCAAGAAAGCAAGAGGGAAGAACCUCUUGAUUGGAGCCAACUUUGCCUCUGCUUCUUCUGGCUUUUAUGAACCUACUGCAAAAUUAUAUCACACAAUACCAUUGAGUAAACAGCUGGAAUACUACAAGGAGUACCAGAAGAGAAUAGUUGGAAUUGCUGGGCAAGCCAAUGCUUCUUCCAUUAUCAAUGGUUCGGUCUACUUCAUCAGUGCUGGUAGUAGUGACUUUGUUCAAAACUAUUACAUCAAUCCUCUUCUCUACAAGGUCUACACACCAGAUCAGUUCUCUGACAUCCUCAUUCACUCCUAUUCCACUUUUGUUCAGGAGCUAUAUGGAUUGGGAGCAAGGAGGAUUGGAGUGACUACUCUGCCACCACUUGGAUGCUUGCCAGCAACCAUUACAAUAUUUGGAUCUGAUAGCAAUGAAUGUGUGGCCAAAUUAAACAAGGCUGCAAUCUCAUUCAACAAGAAGCUCAAUGUUACCUCUCAGAGUUUGCAAAACAAGCUCUCCAACCUCACCCUUGUUGUCUUGGAUGUCUACCAGCCUCUAUAUGACCUUGUCACAAACACUUCUAAUUAUGGAUUUGCAGAGGCAAGGAAGGCAUGUUGUGGAACAGGGUUAAUAGAGACAUCAAUAUUAUGCGAUGCAAAGUCCCCUGGAACUUGCGCUAAUGCUACUGAGUAUGUGUUCUGGGAUGGCUUCCAUCCCACUGAAGCUGCCAACAACCUCCUAUCCAACAAUCUGCUCAUCAGUGGCAUCGCUCUCAUCUCCUAAUUAAACUCAAACACUCGAAUCAAAAUAUUCACACUUGCAUUUGCAGCAUUUUCCUAAAUUGAUGAAUUCGCUUUUAGUAAUGUUCUUGAUACACAGUCAAUUUGGUUGGGUUUUUUUUUUUUUUUUUGGUAUGUGUGUGACUUCAAUUGAAUAAUGAAGGUGCAACAUGCUUGAUAUAUAUGUAUGUGAAAGGUGUACCUUGGAUUUCAAUGAUGAUGAGAUUACUACUUUAAUUAAACUUCAUUUGUAAA